Messenger RNA from Aspergillus homomorphus CBS 101889, 1633 nucleotides. Its product is annotated as putative flavin dependent monooxygenase. Gene Ontology annotation, molecular function: N,N-dimethylaniline monooxygenase activity; NADP binding; flavin adenine dinucleotide binding. Lineage: Eukaryota; Fungi; Ascomycota; Eurotiomycetes; Eurotiales; Aspergillaceae. The coding region runs from base 145 to 1623 and encodes 492 amino acids. The transcript has 2 exons. The record is from RefSeq and is a predicted model, not a curated record.
GAACAGGCCAUGGCCGAUGACGGAGCACGACAUUCCCCGCCACCAUGCAGUCAUCGCCCCCAACUGUUGUAUCCAUUCCUUGCAUUUGUCUUAUACUAACUACAAUCACUACAUCUUUGCCAUUGACUCUAUCGGUCCAAUACAAUGACACGGGCAACGCAGAUCCGUCGAAUAGCGGUUAUUGGCGCAGGACCCUCGGGCCUUGCAGCGGUCAAGUACUUGCUAGCCGAGAGAUUCUUUGACAGUAUCGAUGUCUUCGAGCAGAGGACUUCCGCAGGUGGCGUCUGGAACUACUCUCCGCGUUCUCUGAAGGACAAUCUGACCAGCACUAUACCGCAACUGGACCCGCACCAGCCCCUCGAAGAGCCAGUAUGGUACACAGCCGAGGGGCGGCGAGAGCCGGUCUUUGUCUCGCCAAUCUACAAAGCAUUGGAGACCAAUCUCCCCAAGGAGAUCAUGCGGUACAGCGACAAGCAUUUCGAUGCCAAGACCCAAGUCAUGCCCACGCAUGCCACCGUGAAGCAAUAUCUCCAGGAAUAUGCGGAGGAGAUCCGCAACCUCAUCCAAUUCGAGACCCAGGUCUCGGAAGUCAGGAAGGAAGUACUCGGCGCAGGUAGCUGGUCGGUCACGACAAGAAACCUGCGCACGGGAGACAAAACGACCGCCUCGUACGACGCUGUUGUGGUCGCCAGCGGGCAUUUUGAUCUCCCGUAUACACCAGAUAUCCCUGGCAUCAGAGAGUGGAACGCGGCAUAUCCUGGAGCUAUACUGCACUCAAAGCUGUAUGACUCUGCGGAGCAAUUUCGCGGCAAGAAGGUCAUUGUCGUGGGGAGCUCGGCGUCGGGCCUCGAUAUCGGUAACCAGAUCAACGAGGUCAGCAAGGGCAAGGUCAUCGUCUCCGAGAGAAAUCCAUCGCUUCUGGCGUCCUCCGCAACAGACUCGAGCAAGGUGUAUCGACCCCAGAUCGCGGAGUUCCUGCCGUCGGACUCGCAUAGCAGAGCGGUCCGCUUUGCAGACGGUCAAGUUGAGGGCGAGAUCGACGCCAUCGUGUUCUGCACCGGCUACUUAUAUUCAUUUCCUUUCUUGUCCUCACUGGAUCCACCUAUUAUCACGAACGGCCGCCGCGUGCUGAACACAUACCAGCAUCUCUUCUAUAUCCAUGAUACCACGCUGGUGCUCAGUGUUCUUCCGCAAAGAGUCAUUCCAUUCCCCUUGUCAGAGAAUCAGGCGGCUGUUUUUGCGCGCGUAUGGUCAGGGCGUCUUGGCCUUCCACCGAGAGAUGAAAUGAGAGAGUGGGAACAGUCCACUCUGACUGAGAAGGGAGACGGGACGCCGUUCCACUUGCUUCCGUUCCCCCAGGAUGCUGAUUAUAUGAACUUCUUGCACGACUGGGCAGCCAAGGCUAAACCUCGACAGGGGCUUGAUCAUAACGGACAUGGUAAACCUUGCAACUACUGGGGCGAGAGAGAGAGGUGGAUCCGGGGAUCGAUUCCGGAUAUCAAACGCACAUUUGCGCAGAAAGGUGCCGAGCGCCGCCUGGUCAAGGCUCUCGAACAAAUCGGGUUUGAGUUUGAUAAGUGGAAAGAGGAGCGGAAGAACUCUGCUGGUGCACAUAGACUCUAGAACUCGUUAG